GCAUUUGUCCCUCAGUAUUCGCCAUGGUCCCUUUGUAUAUGGUUACUCCCAAACUUUCAGUUGCCAAGAUUGACAAUUUGUCGUCACCCAACGUGGAAAAGUUCUAUCAAAUCUACCAGGAUGCCAAGUCCAAGUACGACUCGUUGUGCGAGUUGACAUCCAAUAACAACUCCCGAGAGGACUUGAGUGUUCCACGCUCGAUGUCUCCUGCUCCCAUGUCUCUUCCCAUGCACUCUGCCCCAUGCACGCUGUCGCUGGCAUCCAGCUUCUACUCGUUGGGAGCGAUUGGAGCAAACGCCAGACUGUCAAACAAAAAACUGUCGCUCAAACAGAUAAAAAUAAAGUAUCACAAAAUGCUCGUGGACCACGCAUUGACAGAGUACCGGUACAUCAAGUCCUACAACAACAUUCUUACCAUCGCGAACGAAUUCUUCACCAAACCGGAGUUGACGUUAGAAGACGAGGAGAAAGGGUUGGACUUGAUUGGUGUGGAGAUGCAGAGCUAUAACGAAAUUGAAAAGGCAUUCAAGAAGCUUGUUAUCAUCAGAAAAAACUUUGAGCAGGUCUACGCAAAGGAGUUGGCUUCUGCUGGUCUUGGGGUCAACGCUAUGGGAAAAGGCCGUGCCUUCCCCGUGAGCUCCACCCCAAAGGUGUAGCAAUUCCGCGAUCGUAUUUAAAUUUUGUAUAACUCAAUAUAUCG
This is a messenger RNA of Babjeviella inositovora NRRL Y-12698, 700 nucleotides long. RefSeq lists its product as uncharacterized. The coding region runs from base 24 to 656 and encodes 210 amino acids. Lineage: Eukaryota; Fungi; Ascomycota; Pichiomycetes; Serinales. The record is from RefSeq and is a predicted model, not a curated record. The transcript has a single exon.